UUUUGCUUCGCUGCUGUGUUGUGUGCGGCCAUCUUUGCUUUGGGGCAGGCAGGCUCAGAAGAGAAGAUUCCACUCCGCAGCGAAAAAUUUUCGGGUGAGUGCGUACGUGCGUGUAAUUUUCCAUGAUUUUUCGUUUUCCCCACGGUCAAAGUUCGAGUGUGUUUCGUAGUUUGAUUGGUUCUUUGUUUCGGCCGUACGAUUUCGACGCGAUUUAAGUUCCCGUACCUCGUCGUAUCGGGUUGAGCAAAAGUGCGGAUUCCCCGGAAGUAGUGAAACUAGUUUUUUUUUGUAUUUGGUUGAUUCAGGUUCAGGUACAAGUGCUGGGAAUUGUGUACCAAUCUUCCCUUCUUCCCGCAGUCGAUUUGUGAGAAAAAGUGAAUUGCCAACUUACAUGUUUUGGGGAGAAAUUUCUUUCAUAAAUAUAAAUAAUCACCUCUUCCUGGACUGAAGUUCAUUUGCAUCGCUCUGUAAGGUUUCAUUCGUUUCAUCAUCAUCGCGCUGUCGCUCUUUGCUGGUAAUGGGUGGUAAAAUCGUACUCGAUGCAACAAGGAAACGCUGAAAAGACAUUAAACGAAGGAAAUUUACCAGAACGCGUAUGAGGAAAAAAGGUCGUCGCAAAAAGCGAAAGCCGAAUGUGGUUCGAUGUUGGUUUUGUUUGUGCGCGAGUGGAUUACGGUACCCUUACCUACCGACAGAUUAGUAAUAACGGGUUAGAGUAAAAAUCUCGAAAGCCACCGUGGAAGUGAAAAAAGUUCGACGAAGUAACUUUGAAGGAAUAGAGCCUAUUGUUUGGGUUAGCCCGCAGUGAGUUGGAACGUGUGCGCAGAUUCUGUCCACCGUUGCACGGGUGGAGAAUUUCUACAUGGAGAAACAGUAAACGGAAUCUAGGAACAAGGAGACUCUAAGGACAUUGGAAAAGUUGCUGCGAGCCGAUAGGUUAAUGCCGCAGUACGCGAGCUUCAAAGGUCGUAGAAAUUCCACGACUAGAAUCGAUUGUAGUCAAGUAGCUAGCUGCGCAGCCCUUGGAUUAACUUCAAGAUAAACCCUCCCGGCGAAAGAAGGAUGUGGAGCACCAGCAAUGGUUCCGGCGGUGGCGCUGGCGGCCAAUCCAAUAACAACAACAACAACAAUAACAAAACGCUAGGAAUGACAUCGGCCAUCAGUUUGGCCGAACCGAAACCGGACGACUUCCUGAAGACGGGAGAACUGGAAAAGGCACUCGAACCGUACAACGUGUUCGAGGAGGAAUCGGAACUGAAUCACCGAAUGGAGAUCCUGUCCAAGUUGAACACACUCGUCAAACAGUGGGUGCGGGAUGUCUCGGUUGCAAAGAAUAUGCCGGAAGCGGUAGCGGAGAAAUUGGGUGGAAAGAUUUACACCUUUGGAUCGUACCGGUUGGGGGUGCACCACAAGGGUGCUGAUAUUGAUGCACUGUGCGUGGCUCCACGGAACAUCGAGCGAUCGGAUUAUUUUGGUUCGUUCUUUGAGUUGCUCAAAAAGCAACCGGAAGUAACCGAGUGUCGAGCUGUUGAAGAGGCUUUCGUACCUGUAAUUAAGAUGAACUUUGAUGGGAUCGAGAUCGAUCUGCUGUUUGCGCGGUUGGCACUCAAGGAAAUCCCGGACAACUUCGAUUUACGCGAUGAUAUGCUGCUGAAGAAUCUGGACCCAAAGUCGGUUCGCAGCUUGAACGGAUGUCGUGUCACCGAUGAAAUCCUGCGGCUUGUUCCAAAUAUUGAUAACUUUCGAUUGGCUCUGCGAGCGAUCAAGUUAUGGGCGAAAAAGCACGGAAUCUAUUCCAAUUCACUGGGAUAUUUCGGAGGUGUUUCAUGGGCUAUGCUAGUUGCCAGAACCUGUCAACUGUACCCGAAUGCAGUGGCCGCUACGUUGGUACACAAGUUUUUCCUGGUAUUUUCACGCUGGAAGUGGCCACAACCGGUCUUGCUAAAGCAACCGGAUACGGUUAAUCUCGGAUUUCAGGUGUGGGAUCCACGAGUUAACGUUCAGGAUCGGUUUCAUCUGAUGCCGAUUAUCACACCGGCAUAUCCCCAGCAGAAUUCCACAUUCAACGUGUCUAGUUCGACGCGGAAGGUAAUGUUGAAUGAGUUCAACCGGGGCAUGCAGAUCACGGACGAGAUCAUGCUGAGCAAAGCCAACUGGGAUAAGCUGUUUGAGGCUCCAAGUUUCUUCUUCAAGUAUAGGCACUUUAUCGUACUGCUGGUCACUUCCAACAAUGCCGAUGACCACCUGGAAUGGUGCGGACUGGUCGAGUCCAAAAUUCGCUACCUGAUUCAAAAUCUUGAGCGAAGCCAGCAUAUCAACCUGGCCCAUGUAAACCCGAAGUGUUUCGAUCAGCACGAACACACUCCGAACGAUCGACAGAAAGACGGCGAUGGUGUUAAACCGGCCCAUUUGUGCGCUCUAUGGUUCAUCGGGUUAGAAUUUGAGCGAUCGGAGAAUUUGAACGUGGAUCUGACCGAUAGCAUACAGAAUUUCACGGAUUCGGUGCACAAACAUGCGGUGCACAUAAAAGUACUGAAGGACGGUAUGAAGAUCGAAGCUCGACACGUCCGACGGAAGCAACUGAGUCAAUAUCUGGAUCCGAAUCUGCUCAAGCGAGAACGCAAAAAUUCCGAUUCAGGCAUUGUGCAUUCUAUAACGGCCAACGCAAGCGGUGGUGGUGGUUCUGGUCGGAAGCGGUUGUCGUCGGAGAAUAUUCACACACCGCCGGCGGUUAACAAAAAAGGAAGGAACGAUUCCUUCGAGCACUGUUUGUCCAACUCAUCCUCCCAGUCGUCGCAGUGUUCGGUGGCGGCAUUGGCGUCAUCACCAAACAACACUUCGGCAGCGGCUUUGAACAAUAGUAGCACUAACAAUAGCAGCACAGUCUCGGUUGCGACUGAAUCAAGCUGUGCCCUCAACGAUAGCACGGUCAGCAGUCAUAAUAACAGCUCCACUGUUGUGACACUCGAUGAGUCCUCGUCGGAAACGACCAGCACCCAAUCGCAGAGUCAGAUCACUCAACAGCAGCCAAUUCAGCAACCGCAGCAACAGUCACUACAACCCCAACCACAGACCGCUGCCGAAGUCGUUUGCUCAUGACAGCCGAAUCCGUUCCGAAAGGUUAACAACAACAGUUGCCACCAGAAUCAAGCUCUGCAUCCCAAUCUCAACCAUAGCCAGCAGCAGCAGCAGCAGCAGCAGCAUAGUAGCAGCUAUGCUGCAAACAGUAGUACUAAGAUGAUGAUUGAUCCUAGCAAUGGUAGUAGCGCGAGUGGAAACGGGACGGGUAAUUACGCGAGUGCGAACCGGAUGCAGUUUGCUGAAGUAAAGUCUUCGUAAACUGAUUGCAUAUUUUUACGUUGAAACUUUUUACCCAACAAAGCAGCCGUCGCCAGGAAACGGCCAACGAUUGCUAUUUCAUUCAUAAUACAGAUAAAUUUUCUCGUAACGUUAUUAGGAAAACAGAUAACAGAUGGAAACGAUGACCGAACACAACAUUCAACUAAGGUAAGAGAAGAAAAUGGACAUUAAUUACCGAUUGAAAGUGAAGAGCUGUAUAAGAAAAGAAGAAAAAGGUAGGAGGAAAGUAUGAAACGCGACAAAGAUAAUGUUAUCAAAUCUCAUUGCAAAACAAAUGCCGACAAUGGUUGAGACAGACACUAUCACAAACAGAGAUAAAAUGGAUCAAAGAGCAACUAUCUUAUAUACUAAAAAAGAAGCAAAACAUUCUGUACAUAGUAAAGUUAUAGGAACACUGGUAGAAAUGUCAGGAGCUCAUUUAUAGUUGAAUAAGACAUAAACAACACUUAUUUAUAUUCGCGAGCCUGCUUCGUUCCAAGUAAGAUAAUUUUUUUUCUUUCUAAUUUUACAAACAGCACAGUUAAAUAUUACCGUUCUUUUGGAAGACAGCAAAAGAGAAACAAUCGAUCACUUGUUAUAUUUCUCAUUUUUAUAUAAACACGAGAAAACUAGCAACUUGUUCGAAUCCCCUCCCACUUUUGCAGGUUUUAGAACUCCCCGGGCCCGUGCCUUUCGAGGUACAAUAAAUCACAAGCAAAAGUGCAAUCACCAAAAAUGGCAAAGACAAAAAAUGCGAGAGAAAGCCGACAUGAACUAUUUGAUUUUUAAACACACUGUAAUCAUUUUUGUUUGAUAGAUUGCCCGAGCGGUUCGGUGUGUAGACUCUUGUUAGUGGCGAUGUGUAGUAGUUUUGACUAGCAAAGGUUCCCAGGUCUCAUUCAAGAGUAGAGAAAGAGAGGGACAUUUUACACAAAAAUUUCUAUCGAUUUAGGGAGGAUUUUACCGUUGAGGCAAACGAUGAACGAGAUAGGACAGCAGACAUAGGUAAUGUAACGAUAUUUCUCUGUAAAUAUAAACCCAUUCAUUAUUACGAGUAUGAACUAGCAGGAUGCAGAAUAAGCGUACGAAGAAGGAAAACAUGUUUCGCCGCCUGGCAAAAGGUAGCAAAUGAGUAAGGAAGGAGAAUUUAUGUAACUGAACUUAUAUUAAUUUACUUAAACAACUGCAAAGAAGUGGUGAAAAUGCAUUGAACGAGAAUGAACUUUAAAAUCCAUUUUUAAACAAAUUCGGAUUUUAUUUUUAUAAAAUAACAUCCACACGUCGUGUAAUAAACGAAAAUGAUUCAUCUUGAAAAGAAAAAAAGUAAAAAAAAAUAUGGACAUAAAAUGUUUGGAAAGAAGUCUAUAAAUAAAUAUCUAUAACAUAAAAAUAUGAAAGUAUAAAAUCAUUCAAAAUAAAAAAAUGGUAUAUAACAUACGAGGGAAACAAAAGCUCUAUUCUCAUUGUUCAGAUUUUCAUUCAAGCAUUAUAUUGACAAAAAAUGACGACAGAUUGCUACAAAAGCGGUGAACAAAACGUGAACUAUGGCUGAGGAAAAGGUAAACCAGGGACAGCGAUAAUUGACAAAAUUUGACUCAACACUCUUCUAAACGUACGAACAGUUUAUGUGAAAAAAAACCUACGGAAUGGAACAGAUUGUCGCGCGUUUCAUGAAGCACUGCACAGGAUGGAUAGAAAAAAAAGGAAGUAAGGCUUUUCUGGUGAAGGUUUCGGAUUGAAUGGCUCGUUGAAAAAAAAAAAUGAAAUGCAAAAAAAAAUAAUUAAAUAACAACUAGCCUCUUUCGAACUGGAUCCCGGGAGCCCAGGUUGCAGGUUAUUUAAUCCAUUAGUUGAAGGCAAAGGGUAAGCUAGGUGAUGCCGGAACUGGCAACUUGUGUAAAAUUCCAUGUAACGCAAAACAACAUUUCGGAGAGAGUUUCAAUAAAGGUAUAUUUAUCCACGUUUCGACAGAAAGAAAA
Molecule: messenger RNA, 5318 nt
Organism: Topomyia yanbarensis
Lineage: Eukaryota; Metazoa; Arthropoda; Insecta; Diptera; Culicidae
Gene: hrg
Product: poly(A) polymerase type 3
Exons: 7
Coding region: 1063-3099 (678 amino acids)
Cellular component (GO): nucleus
Molecular function (GO): poly(A) RNA polymerase activity; RNA binding
Source: RefSeq, a predicted model, not a curated record